GGGUAUGGUUUUCUUUCCGGGUUGUCUUCUCAAAAUAAGUAAGGAAGCAUGCAAGCUAGCCUAGCUGAAGGAUUCCGAUGUGCAAAUGUGUGAAUUUUUGUUUGAGUGUAUUUGAGACAGAGUUGGCAUACAGUCUGAAAUGACGUAAAAGCGGUGGCUUUAAGUUAUUAGUGAAAUAUAAACACUAUCAGCAUAAGAUGAUAGAACCAGAGCUACUGACAGAGGUCCCUGCUGCACUCAAGCGGCUAGCGAAGCAGGUGGUGAGGGGUUUCUAUGGAGUGGAGCAUGCCUUGGCCCUGGAUGUACUGAUCCGUAAUCCAUGUGUACGUGAGGAAGACAUGCUAGAGCUGCUAAAGUUUGACCGCAAACAGCUGCGCUCAGUACUCAACACCCUGAAAGCAGACAAGUUUGUCAAGUGCCGCAUGAGAGUGGAGACUGCCCCUGAUGGCAAGACAACACGGCACAACUACUACUUUAUCAACUACAGGGUACUCGUCAACGUGGUGAAGUAUAAAUUGGAUCACAUUCGGCGGCGCAUUGAGACAGAUGAACGAGAUUCCACCAACCGUGCCUCCUUCCGGUGCCCCUGCUGCUCCUCCACCUUCACAGAUCUAGAGGCCAACCAGUUGUUUGACCCUAUGACAGGUACAUUUCACUGCACCUUCUGCCAGACGGAGGUAGAAGAAGAUGAAUCUGUCUGUCCUGAUGCCAGGACACUGGUGGCACGCUUCAAUGAGCAGAUCGAACCCAUCUACGCUCUGCUACGUGAGACUGAAGAUAUCAACUUGUCCCGUGAAUUGCUGGAGCCUGAGCCUACUGAGAUCCCUGCUCUCAAACAGAGCCGUGAACGUGCUGCAGCAGCCGCAGGAAAUUCUGCAAGUGGCCAGUACCGUGAAGCCUGGUCUAACAAAACUUCAUCCUAUGCUGACAUGUACACCCAGAAUGUGGUUAUCAGCAUGGAUGAGCAGGAUGACCAGCAGAAACAGCCCAAUGACAGCAAGGCACCUAAGGAGAGGCCUGUGUGGAUGACCCAGAGCACCGUGCAGGGUGCUUACAGUGAGCCUGAUGUCCUCAAGAAUCGUGGAGACAUUGUACCUGAAGGUCUGGAUGGAGCAGCUGGUCAUGGAAUUAAGGCAGAUGAAAAUGAAGAAGUGAUGCGCGCUCUGCUCAUCCAUGAGAAAAGGGGUGUAGCGGGAGCAGGUGGAGGCGUAGGCGGAGCAGGUGCUGCUGCUGCCAGGGGGCUUGCCUCCACUACAGCUAAUGCCAGUGACUCAGAGAGCGAUACCAGCGAAUCAGACGAUGACUCCCCAUCAGGUCCGCCCCCUGCCACAGCAGCUCAGCAUCGGGCCGUUGAGGAGGAGGAAGAGGAUGACGAUGAGUUUGAGGAGGUGGGGGAUGAACCGAUGGUAAUGGUGGGGGGCCGGUCGUUCUCAUAUCGAGAGGUGAGCCAAAGGCCAGAGCUAGUGGAGCAGAUGUCUACACAGGAGAAGGAGGCCUACAUUGAAAUGGGAAGGAACCUCUUCCAGGAUAUGUACUUCUGAACACGCACAUACUUAUAACAUAUACAUACAUUUACACACACAUGAAACAAUUUGAUGCAUUGACUUUGAGUUCCCGAACAUGUACCUCUGCUAUCUCUCACCAUCACCGGGGAUAUCUGAGUAAAUAUUUGUGAACACAACUUCUCAAGAGGGAAACAAGAUGCUGCUCAAGAAGUAUUUACAGUCAGCUUCAUGCUCCUGCGUUACAAGAGCAAAGGGCAUGCUUUAACAGUAUUGCCUAAGUGAUCGUGAUCACAGUUGUAGUAUUUUAUACUAAGUGUUUUGGAAAGUCAACAAACCAGAAGGGAGCUGGUCUUUUGCAAAGAGUGCCAAUUAGUUGUUUUGUUUUUUAUUUUCAUUUUAGCUCUAAGUUGAACAAGCUGUUUACACCAGACGAUAACAGGACAGAACAGUUUUUUUAGCUGUUCAUCUCAUACAUUAGGCCUAAGAGAAGCAAGCAUAUGUGUUAAGGCUUUGUCUGUUUUUGCAUAUGUGUGUAGCUGUAUAGAUUGUGUAUUGGACUGUGAGAACUGCCAAAAGAUGUCUGAAUGCACAGCAGUACUAGCUGAACACACUGAGGAACGUGCUGCUUUCACUGUGCUGCAGGUAUAGACAACAAGCUAAUAGGCUUGAUGUAAAGAUGAUGAAAGCUCGUCUCAGACAAAUGUUGAUUACAAGAGAGAAAAGAUGAUAUGGGUAAACUGGUAUGGUUAACGGUGAAACAUUUAUUUUGAGUGCUAUGUAAUAAAAAUAUACUGCAGUACAGUGUAGUAAACGUGUUAAAAAUGGAACUGAAGUCAGAUAAUAGAAUAGAAUGGUUAAUGAAAAGCAUUGUGUUACACACUUAAGACUCAAAAGCAAUUCAGAAUGUGAAAGUAUGGGGGCACUGUGACAUUUGUCUUGUCGUAUAGGUGAGCGUCAUUGCACACUAUGCUUCCGUGUUGGGAUAUGACUUUAUCCCGCACCGUGAGCCUGGAUAAGUUCUAUUAGCAGCGUGGGGGUUAAAAAGCCAGAGUUAGAAAUCAAUUUAAAUGGUCAAUUCUGUUCCAGAAUCUAAGCAGCAAAAGAUACGAGACUGACGGACUAUGAAGACACAUCAUUUUGAAUUCAGUUUUAAAUUUUAUUCACUUGAUAAAAAUAAAGAGUUUUCUUUUAA
Messenger RNA from Monopterus albus (swamp eel), 2697 nucleotides. It is a transcript of the gene gtf2e1, whose product is annotated as general transcription factor IIE, polypeptide 1, alpha. The transcript has 6 exons. Lineage: Eukaryota; Metazoa; Chordata; Actinopteri; Synbranchiformes; Synbranchidae. Gene Ontology annotation, biological process: transcription initiation at RNA polymerase II promoter. Gene Ontology annotation, cellular component: transcription factor TFIIE complex. Bases 198 to 1541 code for a protein of 447 amino acids. The record is from RefSeq and is a predicted model, not a curated record.